Darwinula stevensoni is the source of this 1571-nucleotide messenger RNA. The record is from the annotation of a GenBank genome assembly. NCBI's taxonomy places the organism in Eukaryota, Metazoa, Arthropoda, Ostracoda, Podocopida, Darwinulidae.
AUGCAGUUGGUUUCCAUUGCCUCUGAGCCUUGGUGGAUCUUGACCAUGGCUAGCAGCAGUAAGUAUAAUUUGAAGUGGAAUUCCCACCAUACCGAGGCCUUCCACGGCUUUGAAACGCUCCGAAGCCGGGAGGUGCUGGUGGACGUGACGCUGAUGUGCGAAGGACAGUCCCUGAAGGCACACAAGUUGGUUCUCUGUGCCGGAUCGGGGUAUUUCGAGCGAGUGCUGCAGCGCGACAGCCAUCACAAUCCCAUGAUGUACUUUUUUGGAGUGGAUGUCCAUCUCUUGAAGUUCCUUGUUGACUUUAUGUACAUAGGGGAAGUGGAUAUCCCAUCCAUAGACCUGGAGAAGUUCAUCCAACUGGCUGAGGUCCUAGAAGUGAAGGGUCUGAAGGGAGACCACUCCAAGAAGUCUUACAGUGUAGGGACGGCAACAUCGACCGGGACCACCAUUCCCGUGUCCGACGUCCAGCACGCCUUGUCUCACAAACGGAAGGCGGCUGCUUGGCAGUCGUACAAUGAAGGGUCCCAGCAUUCAAAGACUUCUCGGCGUAGCCAAGAAAUGGCAAGAAAUGAUGGCAAGCCAUCAAAUUUACUGCAGGAAAAUGGACCCUUGCCAAAGAAGAAGCCUGAAAGUACAUCUUGGAGUGCAUCAGGUGCUUCUCCUUCUGUGCCCUCUUCGAGUGCACCUACCAAAGAGGAGCCUGUGAUCAAAGAUGAAGUUGUGGAUAUUGUUGAAGAGGAGACCAUUAAAAAUGAAGAGCAUGAACAGCCAGUGGAACAGGAGGAUUGGGAUGCAGAGUCACAGACCUCAUACUACCAGGACCCUGAGGGGGAAGAAGCUGCCCUUAACAACCUGGAGAUGCCCCAGAAUGUCCCUGCUGAAAUAAAUCCUGCAAGUACAUCUUGGAGUGCAUCAGGUGCUUCUCCUUCUGUGCCCUCUUCGAGUGCACCUACCAAAGAGGAGCCUGUGAUCAAAGAUGAAGUUGUGGAUAUUGUUGAAGAGGAGACCAUUAAAAAUGAAGAGCAUGAACAGCCAGUGGAACAGGAGGAUUGGGAUGCAGAGUCACAGACCUCAUACUACCAGGACCCUGAGGGGGAAGAAGCUGCCCUUAACAACCUGGAGAUGCCCCAGAAUGUCCCUGCUGAAAUAAAUCCUGCAACCCUCAAGGCUGAGAUGCAGUUCAUUUGGAGUGGAAAGACUUGGAAUGACAUGCGCCUGCAUUUGUGUGGUGUGUGUGGCUAUCGCUCGCCAAACAAGACACACGUGAUGUAUCACAUUCACACGCACACGGGGGCACGACCAUACCACUGUCAAGAGUGUGGUCGGAGCUUCUCCCAGAAGGCACACCUCAAUCGUCACAAGAUCAGUCAUUUGAACAUCUCCUGAAGAAAUUGUAUUGCAUUGUGGAUAUUUCAUCAAAUGGAAUUUGGUCUGCUGGUGUCUCAAAGUAUUUUCAUCUCUGCAGUUUCUAUUGAAGCAGGAAGAACUCACAUUAUACCUGCAUCUCAUUAUUGUGCAAGGAUGCACUAACAUAUCUUGCUGAUGAAUUCUUCUCUCCAUCUCCCUGG